This is a messenger RNA of Chrysochloris asiatica (Cape golden mole), 1868 nucleotides long. RefSeq names its product RNA binding motif protein 4B (gene RBM4B). NCBI's taxonomy places the organism in Eukaryota, Metazoa, Chordata, Mammalia, Afrosoricida, Chrysochloridae. Gene Ontology annotation, biological process: mRNA splicing, via spliceosome. The record is from RefSeq and is a predicted model, not a curated record. Gene Ontology annotation, cellular component: nuclear speck. Gene Ontology annotation, molecular function: zinc ion binding; mRNA binding. The transcript has 4 exons. The coding region runs from base 180 to 1259 and encodes 359 amino acids.
GGCUCCCGCGGGAAGGAGAGGACGGCAGCGCGCGCUCGCGCGUGCGUGAGCCGGCGCGCGAGAAAGGGCCCGGUUGCGCCGAGGCUCGAGCGGCCGUCGCCAUUUUGUAGGGUUCUCUCUGACGCGGGAGCCGCAGCCACCGCCACCGCCGCCGCCGCCACCCGGAGGCUGCUGUCAGGAUGGUGAAGCUGUUCAUCGGAAACCUGCCCCGGGAGGCCACAGAGCAGGAGAUCCGCUUGCUCUUUGAGCAGUACGGGAAGGUGCUGGAAUGUGACAUCAUUAAGAACUACGGUUUUGUGCACAUAGAGGACAAGACGGCGGCGGAAGAUGCCAUCCGCAACCUGCAUCACUACAAGCUGCACGGGGUGAACAUCAACGUGGAGGCCAGCAAGAAUAAGAGCAAAGCUUCCACCAAACUCCACGUGGGCAACAUCAGCCCCACUUGCACCAACCAGGAGCUUCGGGCCAAGUUUGAGGAGUAUGGUCCUGUCAUCGAGUGUGACAUCGUGAAGGAUUAUGCCUUUGUGCACAUGGAGCGGGCGGAGGAUGCGGUGGAGGCCAUCAGGGGCCUUGACAACACCGAGUUUCAAGGCAAAAGAAUGCAUGUACAGUUGUCCACCAGCCGGCUCCGGACUGCCCCCGGGAUGGGAGACCAGAGCGGCUGCUACCGGUGUGGGAAAGAGGGGCACUGGUCCAAAGAGUGUCCAGUAGACCGCACGGGCCGGGUGGCAGACUUCACUGAGCAGUAUAAUGAACAGUACGGAGCAGUGCGCACACCUUACACCAUGGGCUACGGGGAAUCCGUGUAUUACAACGAUGCGUACGGAGCACUCGACUACUAUAAGCGUUAUCGAGUCCGCUCUUAUGAGGCGGUGGCGGCGGCGGCAGCAGCCUCCGCAUACAACUAUGCAGAGCAAACCAUGUCCCAUCUGCCUCAAGUCCAGAACCCAGCUGUGACCAGUCACCUCAAUUCCACUUCUGUUGAUACCUAUGACAGACACCUGUUGCCGACCUCAGGCGCUGCUGCCACCUCAGCUGCCAUGGCUGCUGCUGCUGCCACCACUUCUUCUUAUUAUGGAAGGGACAGGAGCCCCCUGCGCCGUACUGCAGCUGUGCUCCCCACAGUUGGAGAGGGCUACGGCUAUGGGCCAGAGAGUGAGCUGUCUCAGGCGUCAGCAGCUGCACGGAAUUCUCUGUAUGACAUGGUUCGGUAUGAACGGGAGCAGUAUGUGGACCGAGCUCGGUACUCAGCCUUUUAAAAACUGGAGGUAGGAUAAUUGCGGACUGAACCCUCGGGCUGCGGUCAUAUAUGAGAGCUUGCUCCGCGCGGUCCCCUUUGCCGGGAUGUUUCCAUUGCUUCAUGUUUCAGUAAACAAAGGAGUUUGUGACCAACUAUGUUUUCUUCCUUAAUUUAAUUCUUGAGUUGACUUUUCUUUCUUCCUGAUACUAGUCUCUACUGUAGCCUUUCACUCUGUUCCUUACAGUCUCAGCCUCUGAGCAGCCCUAGGUAAGGAUUACACUGCCUGCUCCCCGCCCCCCUUUUCCUGUCUGGUGGAGCCCCUCUACCUUGCUUUCUUAGGAGUUGAGCCAUCCUCCUUGUCCUCCCCCUUUAGAAUGACCAUGUAGUGGCAAGUAGCCUGUCGCUGCUCUGUUAGCUGUGGACUCUUUAACACUGAAGCUAAUCUUCAGAAGUUGCUAGGACCAUUGGGAGCCUGGGUGGGAUAUUUGGUGGUGGUGGUUUGUUUUGUGUGUCUGACCUGUGAUCGUGGUGCAGCAUUUGCUGAAAUUCAGCCUUGUUUUAAUUCCACUUCGUUUUUGUUUUUUCUUUUUUUUUUUAAUUUUUGACAAAUAAACCUUUUUGACACUUA